ACCUUCUAGUACCCUGCUUCAGUCUCCUGAGUGCUGAAAUUACAGCCGUGUGUCACCAUGCCCAACAUCUUUGAAAAAGAUGUUUUAAAUAGUUACAGUCUUUGAAACAUAAGGCAUUAUGUGUGCGUUGUAUAUCUUUGUCUUUGGGUUUCUAUUGCUGUGACAAAACACCAUGACCAAAAGUAAUGUGGGGAGGAGAGGGUUUGUUUCAUUUACAUGUCCACAUCAUGGUUCAUCAUGGAAGGAAGUCAGGGCAGGAACCCGAGGUAGGAACCCCGAAGUAGGAACUGAAGCUGCUUACUGGCUUGCUCCUCGUGACCUGCUCCGCCUGCUUUCUUACACUAUCCAGGGCCCCCUACCCAGGCAUGGUGCCACCUACAGUGCGGUGGGCCUUGAGAAAAUGAAGACAUUUUCUCAAUUAUGAUUGAUUCCCUCCUCCCCUAUAUGUCUAUGUGUCAAGUUGACAAAAACCAAUCAGCACAGUCUUAAAAUAGGAAGCAAGUUAAUUACACAAAUUGGCAGAAUUUACAUGUUUGUAAAUUGUAACUCCAUUGUAGUUAGCACUCUAAACACCAAACUUAGGGGCAGUGUAGGUUUGGCUCUACCACUUACUAGCCAAGUGUUUAUACCAUUGUGUGUUUGGGUCAGAGAAGUGUCUAAACAAUGGCAUGGAAGAGCAGGAGCAGAAGGAGCUGCUAUUUCAGACCAUGACUUUUAAAUGACUAGGCCCAGACACAUCUUUAUUCAUCAGGAUAGGGACCAUUACAAUCAACACAUUUUUUGCCAGUGAGAAGUUACGUGUGUUUUUCCUCUAUUGUAAAAUCCAUGCUUUGGGGUUUGGCAAACUGUUGGAAAGCAUUUUCUGCAUCUUUUUGGUUGUGGAAAUAUUUUCCCUACAUAAAGGUAAAGGAUACUAGAAGGAGCAGGAGAUGGUUGACACAUAUGGUGGGAAAGGCAGAAUUUAAUAGCCCGUUCAUUCAGCUUUUGAAGCAUUGGUUGUGACAGACAUGUGGUUGGGUUUAUCAUAGAAAAGAACUGGACCGUUUCUGUUGACUAAUGGCAGCUUCAGGCAUUGCAUUUUCAGUGCAUCCCAUCUGUAUGCAGAGCUGUAAUAGUUUCUCUGGGAUUCAGGAAGAUGUGGAUGAGACCGCCAGCCGACAAACAGUAGUGAAUAUGUGUAUGUAUGUGCGCACACACAUGUGCAUGCAAGCACGCUGUUUUGAUUGACAUGGAAGAAGGAGUAGUGAAUGAAAUUCUCCAAGGACCACUAAGAGAUGUGUUUGAUAGCAAGCAGCUCAUCACUGAUAUUUCUGGCUCAGGAAACAAUUGGGCUGUGGGUCACAAAGUUUUUGGAAGUCUUUACCAGGAACAGAUUUUAGAGAAACUCCGGAAGUCAGCAGAGCACUGUGAUUGCUUGCAGUGUUUCUUCAUCAUACACUCCAUGGGAGGAGGAACAGGGUCUGGACUUGGCACAUUUCUGUUAAAGGUGCUUGAAGAUGAAUUCCCAGAAGUGUACAGAUUUGUGACAGCGGUUUAUCCUUCCAACGAGGACGAUGUCAUCACCUCACCUUAUAAUAGCAUGCUGGCCAUGAAGGAACUGAAUGAGCAUGCAGACUGUGUGCUGCCCAUUGACAACCAAUCUUUAUUUGACAUCAUUAGCAAAAUUGAUCUUGUGGUAAAUUCUGGAAAGUUGGGUACAACUGUGAAGCCUAAGAGCCUUGUUACUUCGAAUGUGGGGACUGUAACAAAGCGCCACAAGAAGCCUUUUGAUGCAAUGAACAACAUUGUGGCCAAUCUGCUCCUCAGCCUGACAAGCUCUGCGAGAUUUGAGGGAUCCCUGAAUAUGGACUUGAAUGAGAUCAGCAUGAACUUGGUUCCUUUCCCUCAACUUCACUAUCUUGUGUCAAGCCUUACACCUCUGUAUACUCUGGCAGAUGUUAACAUUCCCCCUCGAAGAUUGGACCAGAUGUUUUCCGAUGCCUUCAGUAAAGAUCACCAACUCAUUCAAGCAGACCCCAGACAUAGUCUCUACCUCGCCUGUGCCCUCAUCGUUAGAGGGAAUGUACAGAUCUCAGAUCUUCGAAGAAAUAUUGAAAGAUUAAAACCUGCUCUGCAAUUUGUUUCCUGGAAUCAAGAAGGCUGGAAGACUAGCCUGUGUUCAGUACCGCCUGUGGGUCACUCCCAUUCAUUAUUAGCUUUAGCAAACAACACGUGUGUGAAGCCCACCUUCAUGGAACUGAGAGAAAGGUUCAUGAGGCUCUACAAGAAGAAGGCUCAUCUCCAUCACUAUCUGCAAGUUGACGGGAUGGAGGAAAGUGCUUUUGCAGAAGCUGUGUCCUCUCUGUCAGCGCUCAUACAGGAGUAUAAUGAACUUGAUGCCACCAAGAGCAUGCCUGUGCCAGACGUGCCUAGGCUAAGUGUGGCCAUGUGAAGGAAGAAGCUAAAAAUGUAUUGUUACUUUUUUCUGAUUCACAUUGGUUUUUUUCCCCUUCAUCUUCCAGCAUUUCCUGUGAUUCAGAAAGCCCAAUUUAUUUUUCACAGUAUGAAACAAUGGUUUCUAUUUUGUCAUAAUUUUUCUGUACCAGUGUGUGUGGUCAUUUCUAACGAUUUGUCAAAAUUAAGACAGGGCCUGGCAUGGUGGUUCAUACAGGUAAUCCCAGUGUGUCUGGCAUGCAGGAGAACUGUGUGUUCGGGGCCACCCUGGGCUACACUGAAAGAGAGGUUCUUCAUGGCUUUGCUUCAUUUAUAGCUUCGUCUUGCAUUCUGUUGCACAUUGGUGAAUACCUCAGGAAGAUGGUACAUACCUUUUUAUAUUUAUACUCUAUGUUUUCAUACUCUGUUUAAAUGCUGAAAAUGCAGGUCCUAGGAAUGGAAGAAUGCACAGUGUAUGUAAUAUCUAUGGACUUUUGGGUGGUAGUUUUUAUUAAAACUGAUGAGACUGUUUUGUUCUUUGAGUAAUAACAUGUUUAUACUCAAGAUAUCACAACUUAAAAGCAAAUGUUCAAACAGCGCUACUCAUUGUUGUUUAUCAUGUCACCUUUGGCACACUGAGCAGAGCAUUGCUGAGCUUGGUAUCUUUAUCUGAAUUUUAUAGUAAAUGGUUAUUAUCUACUGAAAUUAUUUCAGUCUCCAUAAUCUUUUGAAUCUUUAAUGUUGUUUUUAGACACGAUUUAUAUUUCAGAUCCAUUGAUUGGUUUAUCCUUCAAGGAAAUAAUUUUUGGGGAAAAAAUUCUUUUCAAGAAAAAAUGAUCUGUUGUUUGCUUUGUUUAUUAAUAUUUAUGUUUCUUUCCUUUGUUUAGUAAUUGUUCUCUUUUUGGUUUUUAUAUUGAUAGUUUAGUUUUUUAUAGUAUUUGGUGUAAAAACUGCAAUAUUACUGUUAUUAACAGUACCCAGACAUUCUGUUUUCUCUUUCCUAGAAAAAUCUUAACUGAUAUCAGAACAUGGCAAUGAAAAUUAUAGUUAUAGUAGCUUAUUCUUAAGAAUCUUGCUUUCCUUCUAAUUAUCAUGUAAUAGGAUCUGAUAGGCUACAUUGCCAAGUACAGAAUAAAAUUUUAAAUUAUGUCUUUUUAUAUUUAUAUAAAAUACUUUCUUGUAAAUUAUAUUUUUUAUUAUAUAUGAAAUCCUUAUAUGGUACCAUGUAUGUAUGUAUAUAUUAUAUAAUUAUAGGUUAUACUCAAGAAAUGAGUUGUAUUUAAAUUUUUUCAGGCAUUCCUUUUUGUUUUAUUAGAAUAUUUUUUAUAAACUUGUUGUGUCUGAAAUAAAGCAACCAAAGAAUGAC
Cricetulus griseus (Chinese hamster) is the source of this 3778-nucleotide messenger RNA. NCBI's taxonomy places the organism in Eukaryota, Metazoa, Chordata, Mammalia, Rodentia, Cricetidae. The record is from RefSeq and is a predicted model, not a curated record.